GCACAAACAAGAAACACAUUACCUGAAGGAAAAAAACACAACUUUUCUUCCAUUUCUUCAUCAUCCAUUCCUUGUACCUGCAAUUUCUCCUUCACGCGAAAAAAAAGAACGAAAAAAAUCCACAUUUUUUUGUACGGAUUAUUUUACCAACCUUUCUGGCUCCGAACCCAGCUUGAUUGUUUUUUUUUUUUUUGCCUUAAUGCCGGUAGGUAUGAGGCGUGAGAGGUAACAAAUUAAAAUGGUCACAGAGGAACGCGUGAUUCAGAAAUCAUGGUCUUUCAACUUCAGGAAGAUGUUUGAGCUCCCAGGGAGGAAAGCACAGAGCAUGGUUUUAGAGGUGAAUGACAACAAUGGCAGAGAAGGUUCAGACGAGAGGCUAAACAAGAGCGAAAGUGGAAGAUUGCGGACCCCACCAUCAUCAGACAACCAGAAUAUAGGGAGUGUUUUUCGACAGGGCGAGAAAGGGCCUGUUUCGCGGUUGGGCAAGUCAGGACACCAGAAGGAUAGAGAUAUGGAACAGAUGAAAGAAAGGUUUGCUAAGCUGCUUUUGGGAGAGGACAUGUCUGGAGGAGGAAAGGGUGUUUCUUCUGCUUUGGCUUUGUCCAAUGCCAUCACAAAUCUUGCUGCUUCUGUUUUUGGAGAGCAGUCCAAGUUGGAGCCAAUGUCUGCAGAUAGGAAGGCAAGAUGGAGAAAGGAGAUAAGCUGGCUUUUGUGUGUGACAGAUUACAUUGUUGAAAUGGUUCCUUCUCAACAAAAAGCAAAGGAUGGAUCAACCAUGGAGAUAAUGUUGACCCAACAAAGAAAAGAUCUUCUCAUGAACAUACCUGCCUUAAAGAAGCUUGAUGCCAUGCUCAUUGACUGCUUGGACAAAUUUUCAGACCAGACUGAAUUCUGGUAUGUCUCAAAAGAUGCAGAAGAAUCAGAGAAAGGCGUACAGAAGAACGACAAAUGGUGGCUUCCAACGGUUAAGGUCCCACCAAGUGGUCUCUCUGAUUCAGCAAGAAAAUGCCUUCAGUACCAGAAAGAUUGUGUGAACCAAGUCCUGAAAGCAUCCAUGGCCAUAAAUGCUCAGAUCUUAUCAGAGAUGGAAAUCCCAGAAUCCUACAUUGAGUCUCUCCCAAAGAAUGGUAGAGCAAGUCUUGGAGAUUCGAUAUACAAGAGCAUAACCGUUGAGUUUUUUGAUCCAGACCAGUUCUUGUCAACAAUGGACCUGUCAUCUGAACACAAAGUUGUUGACUUAAAGAACAGAAUAGAGGCAUCUAUAGUAAUAUGGAAGAGGAAAAUGCACCAGAAGGAUGGAAAGUCAUCUUGGGGUUCAGGUGUUAGUUUGGAGAAGAGGGAGCUUUUUGAAGAAAGGGCAGAAACAAUCUUGCUCCUACUCAAACACCGUUUUCCCGGGCUGCCUCAAUCUUCCCUUGACAUCACCAAAAUCCAAUACAACCGAGAUGUAGGACAUUCUGUUCUGGAGUGUUACUCCAGGGUGCUAGAGAGCUUAGCCAACACUGUAAUGUCUCGAAUAGAAGACGUCCUUUAUGCAGACUCUCUCUCACAAGAUCCAUCCCUUGUGGCAGUUAAACGGAAACCACCACCACCUGAUUCUGGCUCGCCUCCACCGCCAGGGGGUGGGGAACCCAACCCCCCUGAAGAGACAGCCACAGGAUCACCAAGCUCAAUGACAUUAUCAGAUUUCAUGGGAUGGAACAUAGAUACCAGAGAGACAGGACUACUGAAGAAGACAAACUCAAUGGGUAAUGCAGACAAGGAUGAAAGCCAGAGAAGCUCCAUUGUCAAGCCAACAACAACUAGCAUUACCCCAAAGAAGUUCUCUUACCUGGAAAAGAUAGAAAGUGGCUUAAGGAGUCCAACGGCACGCCACUAACAACAUUAGAGAUGAAUCAGAUGAGAAGAGAAGCACAAAUACAGUACAUAUAUUCUAGAAUUAAAGACUGUAGUCGUGG
Messenger RNA from Cuscuta campestris, 1958 nucleotides. Lineage: Eukaryota; Viridiplantae; Streptophyta; Magnoliopsida; Solanales; Convolvulaceae. The record is from the annotation of a GenBank genome assembly.